Phlebotomus papatasi is the source of this 1554-nucleotide messenger RNA. Its product is annotated as putative serine protease K12H4.7. The transcript has a single exon. The record is from RefSeq and is a predicted model, not a curated record. NCBI's taxonomy places the organism in Eukaryota, Metazoa, Arthropoda, Insecta, Diptera, Psychodidae. The coding region runs from base 24 to 1454 and encodes 476 amino acids. Gene Ontology annotation, biological process: proteolysis. Gene Ontology annotation, molecular function: dipeptidyl-peptidase activity; serine-type exopeptidase activity.
AAGAGAAGAAUUUUUCUGUGAAGAUGAAGACUAGUCAAAGAAUUUUGUAUUUUCUGUUACUAUCGUUGGGAAUUUGUGAAGUGCUGUCCAAUCCAUGGAAAAUUUUAGAGGAUUUGCAUCGGGAACCACCUCCUCCAACUCCCAAAAUCGACCCUAGAGUUGUAACCGAAGAAUGGAUUGAACAAAAAUUGGACAAUUUCGACGAUAACAACAAUGCCACGUAUCAAAUGAGAUAUUUGGCUAAUGCUGAGUUCUACCAACCUGGAGGUCCUAUAUUCAUCUACGUGGGAGGUGAAUGGUCAGUUUCACCUGGAUGGAUCACGGGAGGUCAUACAUUUGACAUGGCUAGAGAAUUGAAUGGAUACCUAUUUUAUACGGAACACCGAUUUUAUGGUCAAAGUCGUCCAACACCUGAUCUUUCAUUUGAAAACCUUCAAUAUUUGCAUGUCAACCAAGCCCUAGCAGACCUCGCCCACUUUAUCGAAGUUAAGAAACAAGAGAUCCCCGGUGCUUCAAGUUCAGGAGUCAUUCUUGUAGGAGCCUCCUACUCAGCGACGAUGGUAACUUGGUUCAGACAGUACUAUCCUCAUUUAAUCAAUGGAGCGUGGUCUUCCAGUGCACCUCUCCUAGCCAAAGCGGACUUUGUUGAAUACUUCGAGACUGUGGGUGAAUCAAUCAGGAUUGUUAGUGGAGAUGAAUGCUACAACCGUCUGGAUGGAGCCUUUAGGGAAGCAGAACGAAUGAUAGAAGCUGGAGAAUUUGCUGCCCUAUCUGAAUUGUUCAACCUAUGUCAACCUCUUACCAACAACCAACUUGAUAUUUGGAACUUCUUUAGUAGCCUUUCGGGAUUGUUAGCCGGCGUAGUUCAGUAUCACUGGCCGGGAGAUAUUGAAGGAACUUGCGAAAUCAUCAUGAGUCAAGAUACCGACAUUGAUGGAUUUGCUGAGUAUGCUCGGAGGAGAAUGGGUGGAUGUUGGUCAGCUGAAUACGAAUAUUUCGUUGAAUACUACAGUCGAACUCAAUGGACCAAUAAUAUCAUGCGUCAGUGGCUCUUUCAGACUUGCAAUGAAUACGGAUGGUAUCAAACCUCGGGAUCUAACAACCAACCAUUUGGAUCGAGUUUCCCCAUUGAUUUCUACUACCAAUGGUGCACUGACCUCUAUGAUGAAUCCUUCUACAACGACUCAAUAAACUACAACAUCUACGUCACUAAUCUCAAUCAAAACGGAAUGAACCCAAUUAUUACCAACGUCUAUUCAACUCAUGGACAAUUGGAUCCAUGGAGACCAAUGGGGGUACAAGAAAACGUCAAUUCUUUCGCACCAACAGCCGUCAUCCCUAUGGCAUCACAUUGUGCAGAUUUGUAUUCUAUAAGCGAUGAUGACAGUCCUGAAAUGCUGGCCAGCAAGCUAAGAACAACAUCCCUUGUAAGGCAAUGGUUAUUUAUAUUCUAAGAUAACAGACGAUCAACGAUUCAAAAACGAUAAGCUUUUAUGUGCAAACUCAGAUGAUGUUGAUUUUGUGUAAAUAAAUUUUGUUAAGUAAUUAACACAA